CCUGAGAAAGAAGAUUACAAAGACAACAAUUCACUGAGUGGGAAACACAUGACAUUAACGUCGGUCGGCACAAGAAAGGGAAGGCUGACGGACGGACGGACGGACGUGGGGAGCCAGAGGCUGGACGACACCGCACGGCACGGCACGGCAACGUCAGCCGAGCGGCGACUACAGGAGCCAAGGUUGUGUGUGUGUGUGGAGAUAUUUGGAGUUGGAGGACGAGGAGGACUCCGACACUUGUCCGAUCCCAGGAGAAACACUGAAACUCCUUCACUCCCGGAGCCUUAAACACUGACACAAGUCAACAGACGCAUUGUUACGUACACAGUGAAGCACACGAGCAAAUAUGAGCGAAGACAAACCAGCUGAGAGCGGGGAAACUGCCCACGCCGACGCCAACACUAUCCCUAACGGGAGAGGCCACGAGCCUGGUGAGGAGAUCACAGCGCUGGCCAAAACUCCAGCGGCAGACGACAGUCAAAAAGAAACUGAACCCAACAGUGCCCAGAAUGCAAGUCCACACAAAGCUGAGAAUGCUGAGGCCGACAGCCAGGACUUCUUAUCAGGCUCAGAUGAGAAGAAGGCGACGCGCUUCACAGACUUUGAAGGGAAAACCUCGUUUGGGAUGUCAGUCUUCAACCUGGGCAACGCCAUCAUGGGGAGUGGGAUCCUCGGGCUGGCCUACGCCAUGGCUAACACAGGGGUCGUCCUGUUUUUGAUACUCCUCACAGUGGUGGCCGUCCUCUCCUCAUAUUCCAUCCAUUUGCUGCUAAAGUCGUCUGGUAUCGUAGGUAUACGUGCGUAUGAGCAGCUCGGUUACAGGGCCUUUGGGACCCCGGGGAAGAUGGCCGCCGGCAUCGCCAUCACACUGCAGAACAUUGGAGCCAUGUCCAGUUACCUGUACAUCGUCAAGUAUGAGUUUCCUCUGGUCAUCCAGGCCUUUCUGAAGGUGGAUAAUCCCGCAGGCGAAUGGUUCCUGAACGGAAACUACCUUGUGAUCAUCGUGUCUGUCGCAGUCAUUUUACCUCUGGCUCUGAUGAAGCAGCUCGGGUACCUGGGAUAUUCCAGUGGCUUCUCUCUGACCUGCAUGGUUUUCUUUCUCAUUUCGGUCAUCUAUAAGAAGUUCAACACGCCGUGUCCGUUUGUGGACUUCUCCUUCAAUGCGAGCGCCAGCGUCGUCAAUAUCACUGCGAUGGAGCCCGGCGGGGAGACCAAUCCCGCUUGUAUCCCCAAAAUGGCCAAUCUGAACUCACAGACGGCCUACACCAUCCCCAUCCUGGCGUUCGCCUUUGUGUGCCACCCCGAGGUCCUGCCCAUCUACACAGAGCUGCGCAAUCCCACCAAGAAAAAGAUGCAGCAUGUGUCCAACAUCUCCAUCGCAGUCAUGUACGUCAUGUACUUCCUGGCUGCACUUUUUGGAUACCUAACGUUCUAUGGUGAAGUGGAGGCGGAGCUGCUUCACACCUACAGCCGCAUCGAUCCGUACGACACGCUGAUCCUGUGCGUGCGCGUGGCCGUGCUCACCGCCGUCACACUCACUGUGCCCAUCGUGCUCUUCCCCGUACGGAGAGCAAUUCAGCAGAUGUUGUUCCCCAACAAGACGUUCUACUGGCCUCGCCACAUCGCCAUCGCCGCCGUUCUGCUCACCUUCAUCAACCUGCUCGUCAUCUUUGCUCCGAACAUCCUGGGCAUCUUUGGGAUCAUCGGUGCCACGUCUGCCCCGUGUCUCAUCUUCAUUUUCCCCGCCGUCUUCUACAUCCGUAUUGUUCCCAAAGAAGAGGAGCCGAUGCGCUCGGUGCCCAAAAUUCUGGCUGCCUGUUUUGCAGGGAUUGGCUUCCUGUUCAUGAUCAUGAGUCUGAGCUUCAUCAUUAUUGACUGGACGUCGGGCAGCAGUAAAGCCAGCAGCGGUCACUAGACUCUUCAGGUUUUGUAUUGUUGAUUUAGACCUGUGUGUUGUAAUGUUACUGGUUUUGAUUUCUUUGGUUUUUGCUGUUGUUGGAUAAUGUUUGACGUUAAAGACGCCCCCCGUGUGUUCCAUCAGAGAUUAUUGGCCUUAGAGGAGGAGGAGGAGGAGGAGGAGGAGGAGUCUCACUCUAAUGAUAUCACAUUUUACUGCACAUCCUGUCAGACAAUGCACAUGCACGUCAGCAGACUUUUCUUGAAAGUGAAUUAACUGCAUAAAGAUUGAUGUCGACACUUGUAGGCCGCGCCUUGUGAGGUGGAUAUAACAACACAAUUAUUACACUGUAGGACGCUGCUGCUGCUGCUGCUGCUGCUG
Messenger RNA from Solea senegalensis (Senegalese sole), 2278 nucleotides. Its product is annotated as sodium-coupled neutral amino acid transporter 3-like. NCBI's taxonomy places the organism in Eukaryota, Metazoa, Chordata, Actinopteri, Pleuronectiformes, Soleidae. The transcript has 17 exons. The coding region runs from base 347 to 1915 and encodes 522 amino acids. Gene Ontology annotation, biological process: histidine transport; asparagine transport; amino acid transmembrane transport. The record is from RefSeq and is a predicted model, not a curated record. Gene Ontology annotation, molecular function: L-asparagine transmembrane transporter activity; L-histidine transmembrane transporter activity; L-glutamine transmembrane transporter activity.